AUGGCUCACAUCAAGCUAAAAUACCGGAUUGCAACUUCCAAUGACGCGACAAUCCUCCUUCCUCUCAUCCGCUCCGCAUACAGAGGAAAAGACAGUUCCGCGGGAUGGACAACAGAGUCGGAUUUGUUGACAGAUGAACGCAUCGAUGCCGCUGGAAUAAUAUCCAAAAUCAACACCCCUCAUUCCUUUAUUUUUGUGGCCGAGGACGAGCAAGAUGUUCCCAUCUCAUGUUGCGAGGUUGUCUGGCGCAAAGGCGGCGACAGCGCAUAUUUUGGUCUCUUUGCAGUGGACCCAACACGUCAAGGCGGCGGCAUUGGGCGUCAAGUCCUGACGUAUGCAGAGGAAUUUGCACAGCGGCAAUGGGGAGUGCGCAAGAUGGAAAUGAUGGUGAUAUGGCUGAGAGAGGACAUCAUUGCUUGGUACGCCAGGAGAGGGUACCAAAAGACGGGAGAGACGCGGCCGUUUCCAUACGCUGAACUCGUCAACGGGGUCGCGCUGAGAGACGACCUGUACUUUGACGUGCUCGUAAAGGAUCUUUAA
Molecule: messenger RNA, 540 nt
Organism: Pestalotiopsis fici W106-1
Lineage: Eukaryota; Fungi; Ascomycota; Sordariomycetes; Amphisphaeriales; Sporocadaceae
Exons: 1
Coding region: 1-540 (179 amino acids)
Molecular function (GO): acyltransferase activity, transferring groups other than amino-acyl groups
Source: RefSeq, a predicted model, not a curated record